AUGGUUCUAGAGGCCACUAUGAUAGUAAUUGACAACUCCGAGUACAUGCGGAAUGGCGACUAUACCCCAACCCGUUUCCAGGCUCAAACAGAUGCGGUCUCAAUGAUCUUUAACCUCAAGACUCAGUCCAAUCCAGAAAAUACUGUCGGCCUCAUGAGUAUGGGCGGCAAUGGCCCUAAAGUUCUUGCCACACUCACCUCUGACUUUGGCAAAAUUCUGUCAGGUCUCCACGAAACUAAAAUCGAAGGCUCAUCCCAUCUGGCAACCGGUAUACAAGUUGCAGCGCUCGCGCUCAAGCACAGACAAAACAAAAUCCAACGCCAGCGCGUCAUUGUGUUUGUGGGCAGCCUGAUAGAAGACGACACAAAGGAGCUGGUGAAGCUCGCCAAGAAGAUGAAGAAGAACAAUGUCGCUGUGGAUUUUAUCAAUUUCGGUGAAGAGUCAGAAAAUACUGAGAAACUUGAAAAGUUCCGCGAGGGCGUCAACAGUAACGAUAAUAGCCACGUCGUCACCGUCCCCCCAGGCCCUCAUCUACUCGCCAACCAACUUACGGCUCUUUUUGUCGACUCAGAGUUUGGCGGCAGUCUUGGUGGUGCGAGCGGUCUUGGUGGCGCUGGUGAUCUCGGCGACGACUCUAUGGGCGGAAUCCUCGACCAAUUCGACCCCAAUGUCGACCCAGAACUCGCCCUGGCCCUGCGCAUGUCGCUGGAAGACGAAAAGGCUCGCCAGGAAAAAGUCAAAAGAGAACAGGCCGAAAAGGAAAAGGCUGAAAAAGAAGCUGAGGACCCUGCCACCACUUCUUCGGCUGGUCCCUCUGAAAAUACCAAAUCUGACAAGGACGAGCAGCCAAAGAAAGACAAGGAUGGCGAUGAUUUAAUGGAAUUGUAG
Molecule: messenger RNA, 888 nt
Organism: Magnusiomyces paraingens
Lineage: Eukaryota; Fungi; Ascomycota; Dipodascomycetes; Dipodascales; Dipodascaceae
Exons: 3
Coding region: 1-888 (295 amino acids)
Biological process (GO): proteasome-mediated ubiquitin-dependent protein catabolic process
Cellular component (GO): nucleus; cytosol; proteasome regulatory particle, base subcomplex
Molecular function (GO): polyubiquitin modification-dependent protein binding
Source: RefSeq, a predicted model, not a curated record